This is a messenger RNA of Meriones unguiculatus (Mongolian gerbil), 1998 nucleotides long. It is a transcript of the gene Pdpn, whose product is annotated as podoplanin. The transcript is spliced from 6 exons. The record is from RefSeq and is a predicted model, not a curated record. The coding region runs from base 249 to 749 and encodes 166 amino acids. Gene Ontology annotation, biological process: cell morphogenesis; regulation of lamellipodium morphogenesis; response to hyperoxia. Gene Ontology annotation, molecular function: signaling receptor binding; chemokine binding; protein-folding chaperone binding. Gene Ontology annotation, cellular component: filopodium; basolateral plasma membrane; lamellipodium. Lineage: Eukaryota; Metazoa; Chordata; Mammalia; Rodentia; Muridae.
GGUCCGGAGACAUAAAGGCUGACGGCGCGGCGAGAAGUUGCCAGCUGCCAAGUUUGCAGUCUCUGGCGCCGCGAGCGAAGGAAGCCCGGGCAGGCACUCUCUGGAGCUGGGACUUUUGCGCACCGCCUGCCCGCCUCCUCCCGAGCUCUUCCCGGCCGGGCCUGUGUCUGCGAAACCUUUUCUUUUUUUUUUUCAUCCUUUCACGACCCACAAAAACCACUAGUUGCUAAGGCUCCAAAGAUACCAAGAUGUGGACGGCGCCGGUGUUGCUCUGGGUUUUGGGAAGCGCUUGGUUCUGGGAUUCUGCGCUGGGAGGGCCCCUAGGCCGGAUAGAAGAUGAUAUUGUCACCCCAGGCACAGGAGCUGGCCUGAUGACCCCAGGUCUAGAAGACAGAACCACAGGUGCUAUUGAUGGGCUGAGUGAACCUACUGGCAAGGUACCAACACACACACAAAGUACAACAAAGCCUCCCAUUGAGGAACUGCCAACCCCAGGAACCUCAGACCGUGACCAUGAAGAGCAUGAGAGUACAACCACGGUCACAGUGGUGACUAGCCACCCUUCGGAGAAGAAAACAAGUCACCCCAACAGAGAUAACGCAGCUGAUGAAACACAGACAACAGAUAAGAAAGGAUUGGCUGUGGUGACCCUGGUUGGAAUCAUAGUUGGCGUCUUGUUAGCCAUCGGCUUCGUUGGCGGGAUCAUCAUUGUGGUUAUGAGGAAGAUUUCUGGAAGGUUCUCGCCCUAAAGAGCUGAACAGAUCAGGUUGUUCUCCCAGCAUAUCUGAAAAUAAGAGAGCUUCCAGCUUCCCCUGUUCCCAUCCUCUCUGCUUGUGGAGGAAGAUGACCCAUGAAUGCCCACCCGACUCAACAGCCAUGGCGACUCCUUCACUUGCAGGCAGUACCAAAGGAAAGAUACACGCCAAGCCAUGGCCUCUCGAAGCAUCUGCCUAUGGAAAACAACAUUUUUUUUUUAAACAUAAAAAUUUUAUAAUCAGGGCUGCAGAGAUGGCUCAGAGGUUAAAAACACUCACUGGCUGUUCUUCCAAAGGUCCUGAGUUCAAUUCCCAGCAGCCACAUGGCUCACAACCAUCUAGAGUAAGAUCUGGUGCCCUCUGCUAGUGUGCAGGCAAAAUGCUGUAUAAAUAAUAAAUGAAAGUUUUGUUUUUGUUUUUUUAAUCUGAUUCAAAAGACAACGUGCAUAGAAAAUGGAGCAAAACCAAGACUGCAUCACCAGUUGGCCUUAGCAACUGUGGCCAUGGCUUCUUCCUGGCCAUUCCCUAUUACUGUUAAGAGGCAAAAGAGUCUGGAAAUGUUUAUUGAAUCUGUGGGGUCCUUGGAUCCAAUGUUACCUCAAAGAGUCACGGGCCUUUUUGCAGUUGCUGACCUGUUGCUGCAUACACAUUCUAGCCUAGUAGGGUCUGUUUUCAGGUGUGUCAGAAUCAUUGCUUUGAAAGUGUAAACUUAAAAUCAGGCAUGACAGUCAGCCCCUUAAGGAGUUUGGCUGGACCGUUUCAGAAGCAUCCACUGUGGAUUCACGUCUGGGAAGAUAUAUAAUGCUUUUUACGAAUCUCCAAACCAUCUCUAAGCCACUGAUGACUUGAUGACCCGGAGGCGUGUCUCGUCAGUUCCUGUUGGGUGAUGGAAAGCCCAAGUUAAGGAGCCACAUCCUCAACUCCCUGAGACCACCCUUCAGAACAGCUGCUGCUUUCUGGCCUGUGGAGGUCUCAUCCCAGAUGCUGAGACAGAUGUUGGAUGUCACAGGAUGCCAGACACUCAGCAGCUGUAGAGCCAAGAAUGGAACUCUGCCCUUUAAGCUGAAGUGCAUCCUGUGCGUGCUUUGGUAUAGGAAAUAAGACCGACCAGUUUUGGACACCAGCCUUCUGCCUCUGGGGAAAGACAGGACAAACAAAAAUCUCAUCUUCGUUGCUUUCAUAUGGCUGGGUGUAAAUGUCUGAUAAAAUGUUAAAAUAAAAGAUACUUCCAGUCUUUAUGACA